Molecule: messenger RNA, 6099 nt
Organism: Alligator mississippiensis (American alligator)
Lineage: Eukaryota; Metazoa; Chordata; Crocodylia; Alligatoridae
Gene: INPP5F
Product: inositol polyphosphate-5-phosphatase F
Exons: 21
Coding region: 65-3529 (1154 amino acids)
Biological process (GO): regulation of endocytic recycling; phosphatidylinositol dephosphorylation
Cellular component (GO): clathrin-coated endocytic vesicle; early endosome
Molecular function (GO): phosphatidylinositol-4-phosphate phosphatase activity
Source: RefSeq, a predicted model, not a curated record
CUACACCCGCCACACACACCCGGCGGCUGAGGCGGCGGCGGAGGCGCGGUGCGGUCCCGUCCCCAUGGAGCUCUUCCAAGCCAAGGACCAUUACAUCCUGCAGCGCGGCGAGCGCGCGCUCUGGUGCAGCCGCAGCGACGGCGGCCUCCAGCUGCGCCCCGCCACUGACCUUCUUCUGGCUUGGAAUCCUAUUUGUCUUGGUCUGGUAGAAGGAGUCCUAGGGAGGGUUCAGCUUCAUACAGAUCUACCAUGGUGGUUGCUUUUAAUUCGGCAGAAAGCAUUGAUUGGCAAACUCCCAGGAGGCCAUGAAGUGUGCAAAAUAACCAAGAUUGCAGUGAUUCCGCUCUCUGAAACAGAGCCUCAGGAUCUGGAGCUGGAGCUCUGUAAAAAGCAUCAUUUUGGAAUAAACAAGCCAGAGAAGAUUACGCAGUCUCCAGAUGAUACCAAAUUUCUACUUAAGACCCUCACUCAAAUUAAAUCAAAUGUGUCUGCUCCAAAUAAAAAGAAGAUUAAAGAAAGUAAAGAGAAAGAGAAGCUGGAAAAGAGAUUAUUGGAGGAACUAUUCAAAAUGUUCAUGGAUUCAGACUCCUUCUACUACAGUCUGACUUAUGACCUAACAAACUCUGUACAGAGGCAAAGUGUGUGUGAGAAAACUGAUUUGCCACUCUGGAGGAAAGUUGAUGACAGAUUCUUUUGGAACAAACACAUGAUUCAGGAUCUCAUAAACAUUGGUAAUGAUGAAGUAGACUUCUGGAUUAUACCCAUCAUUCAGGGGUUUGUACAGAUUGAAGAGCUUGUCGUUAAUUACAAUGAGUCAUCUGAUGAUGAGAAAAGCAGUCCAGAGACGCCUCCUCAGGAGUCUACUUGUGUCGAUGACAUUCACCCACGAUUUCUGGUUGCGCUCAUCUCACGCCGAAGUCGGCAUAGAGCUGGCAUGCGGUAUAAGCGAAGAGGUGUUGAUAAAAAUGGGAAUGUGGCAAAUUAUGUGGAAACGGAGCAGUUGAUUCAUGUUCAUAAUCAUACACUUUCAUUUAUUCAAACACGAGGCUCUGUGCCGGUGUUCUGGAGUCAAGUGGGAUACAGAUACAACCCACGGCCACGACUAGACAAGAGUGAAAAGGAAACUAUAUCCUAUUUCCGUGCACAUUUUGAAGAACAACUGAACAUUUACAAGAAACAGGUCAUUAUUAAUUUGGUGGAUCAAACUGGACGAGAGAAAAUUAUUGGUGAUGCUUUUCUAAAACAAGUGCUUCUGUACAACAAUCCACGCCUCACUUAUGUUUCCUUUGACUUCCAUGAGCACUGCCGAGGGAUGAAGUUUGAAAAUGUUCAAACGUUAACUGAUGCCAUUCAUGAUAUCAUCCUUGACAUGAAGUGGUGUUGGGUUGAUCAAGCUGGUGUGAUUUGUAAACAGGAAGGAAUUUUUCGGGUUAACUGUAUGGACUGUCUGGAUCGUACCAAUGUUGUACAGGCUGCAAUUGCACGAGUGGUCAUGGAGCAGCAGCUGAAAAAGUUGGGCGUGAUGCCGCCGGAACAACUUUUGCCGAUGAAAUGCAAUCGAAUCUACCAGAUAAUAUGGGCAAACAACGGAGAUGCCAUAAGCAGGCAGUAUGCUGGAACAGCAGCUUUAAAGGGUGACUUCACUAGGACAGGUGAAAGGAAGUUGGCAGGAGUAAUGAAAGAUGGAGUCAAUUCUGCAAACAGAUACUACUUGAAUCGCUUCAGGGAUGCUUACAGGCAAGCAGUUAUAGAUCUGAUGCAAGGUAACCCCGUCACUGAAGACCUUUAUUCCAUAUUUACAAAAGAGAAAGAACAUGAAGCACUUCACAAGGAGAACCUGAGAAGUCAUCAGGAAUUGAUCAGCCAGCUAUUGCAAAGUUACAUGAAACUACUCCUUCCAGAUGAUGAAAAAUUCCAUGGUGGAUGGGCACUUAUUGAUUGUGACCCAAGUCUCAUUGAUGCUACCCACAAGGAUGUGGAUGUUCUGUUGCUGCUUUCAAAUUCUGCCUACUAUGUGGCCUAUUAUGAUGAUGAAGUUGACAAAGUAAAUCAGUAUCAAAGAUUAAGCCUUGAGGCAUUGGAGAAAAUUGAAAUAGGUCCUGAACCUACUCUUUUUGGAAAACCCAAGUUCUCUUGCAUGAGGUUGCACUACAGAUACAAAGAAACAAGUGGCUAUUUUCAUACCCUCCGAGCUGUCAUGCGCAACCCUGAAGAAGAUGGAAAAGACACCCUUCAGUGCAUUGCAGAGAUGCUGCGAAUCACGAAGCAAGCCAUGGGAUUAGAUGUGCCCAUUAUUGAGAAGAAGCUAGAGAGGGACUAUUACGCUGGAAGAAAGCAUGAGGUUUCAUAUCAGCUGCUCACAGAUGGUACUUCAUUAAGAAUUUCUUCAGAAAGGAAGAGCAGUAAACCUCAUGAAGACAUCAUUGGUAUUAGAUCCCAAAACAGAGGAUCUCUGGCCCAAGGCAAGAAUUACUUAAUGAGCAAGUUUUCAUCUCUUAAUCAGAAAGUGAAACAAACCAAGUCCAAUGUAAAUAUUGGAAAUCUUCGGAAGUUAGGAAACUUUACCAAGCCUGAAAUGAAAGUCAACUUCCUAAAACCAAACUUGAAAGUUAGUCUUUGGAAAUCAGACAGUAGCCUUGAAACUUUGGAAAAUCCAGUGACAGAUCCUAAACUCCGCGUUGAAUCAGAUAUCGAGAUAUCAUCAGAUAACGACUCGUUCCACUCCGAUGACUUCCUUACAAAUUCCAAGUCUGAUGACGACCAGCAGUUCUCUGACUCUUUAGAGAAUGUAGGGCAGACAGACUAUGUUCUGCCCAGCUGUGGUAUUAUUGCUUCAGCACCUCGGUUAGGCAGUCGGUCUCAGUCUAUAAGUAGCACUGAUGUGAGCAUUAGCAUUCACAUUCCUUCUGAAAUCCACGUCACCCGAGAGAGCAGGCCUGGAUGUGAAGACAGACCUACACCUUCUGACAGUAUGGAGGUGGAGUUCUCUAAACCCAUCGAUGUGUAUUGCCACAGAUUUGUACAAGAUGCUCAAAACCAGGUGACAGAAGCUUCAGAGGUAGAGAGCGGCUCUCGACAACCCCACCAAGAAGCAGAUCAAAGCAGCAAUAAUGCUUCCAAGGAAGCAGAAACACAGCCGGAAACAAACAGACACACCCCUUCCAGGCCAUCUCAACUGGAUGGGCUGUUUUCCGAGUCAGGCUCUCAACUCUUGGCUGUUGAGGAGACUUACUCCAAUAAAUCUCAUAAGAGCCCAGGAUCUGCAUGCAGCAUUCUUGAAACGGGACUUAACACAACUCCUUCUCCAGCAGACAGUAGCAGCAGUAGAGCCGUGUCUCCCUUUGCUAAAAUCCGCAGCUCUAUGGUCCAAGUCGCUAGUAUUACGCAGGCUGGAUUGACCCAAGGGAUAAAUUUUGCAGUGGCAAAGGUGCAGAAAAGCCCUGCAGAACCAGUGGGUGGAAAUGAAGUACAACCAAAUGAACUGAAAGAAAUGUUUACACAAUGCCAGACACGAAUAAUUCAGAUUUAGUUUUGAACUUGGGAAGUACACUUGUGGCUUGUAUAUGAUAAACAGGAAUUCACAUCAGAAGCCCCCUUUUUAACUGCCACUGAAUAUUGGGAUCAAAAAUACCAAUUAUGUUUACAGGAGGUAGGGGGUGUGUGUAUGUGUGUGUGUAUGAUGCCAGUUGAAUUGGUUCUGAGCAGGUUUCAGAAUUUCCUUGGGCUGCUGAGCUGAUAGAAAGGCAAACGAUACUUAACAGGUAGCCUCGACACUGGGAUUCGACAAGCACGCUGUUCAUUUAAAUCUAUUGCACAGUUACCUUCUUGGGACAGUUUUGUAGGUGUUCUGAUGUAUGUGGAAUAUUUGUAUCAAAGGGGCUGGUACUGCACGUGUUACCUUACCUACCCUGCACUGCACCAGCAAAAUAAUUUACUGACAUGACUUUUAGUCUAUUUAUUUUUAGAUUAGGUUUUUUUGUUACCAUUUGAUGUUCUAGACACAGUCACCAAGAAAGGGUGUCUCUACAGUGGGAAUCAAUUAAUUUCAUACAUUUAGGGGAAUAGUUAGGAAUUUAGACUCUCCUCUCACCCCCUUUCCUUUUCCAUCCCAGUUAAAGGAUAAAACAUCUUAGAGACAUAAUAUCAAAGAUCCUGCAAGGCAACUUCUUAGGGUUUGUAGACUUUUAUUGUUAAAAGCCAGUGGGAGUUAAUGUCCUUUUAAUUAUCUUGCUGGUGUUAAAAGUAUGUUGUUUCUCCUUUUGAACUAGUUCCUUACUCUGUAACCUUAGUUCCUGACCUAUGUAACAGGAUAAAACAAACCAAGUCCUAAUAUAUCCAGAAAUUACUGCCCAUUGGUUCAGUCACGUCACGGUGACAUUUGAUUAGAUAUUCUAACUGCAGCCUGGACACAGGCACCAAGCGAUUAAGCCAGCAGAACAGAACAUGUAUUCAUUCACGAAACCGUACUGCUGAUUUUAAGAUCAGUGUAUACAGUGUGUGUGUCAAAAAUGGUUCCUUUUCAAUUCAAACCAAUUCAGCCGUUGUGAUAUUUGCAGGGAUAAGGCUGAGGUCAUGGAACAGGAUAGCAAUAUAUAUAUAUAUAUAUGUACGUGUGAGGAUGUCUUCAGGUUAUUUAAUUUUCCCAGAAUUGGCCUUGCCAUGCUGUUGUAGGACAUCUAUAUAAAAGAUCGUAUAAAGCAGGAUCUUGCUAUACUGUGGUUCAUAACUAUAACCACCACCGUUAUAAGAGCCAGUGCCUCUUGUGUUUUCGUACCUGUACUGUAGAUAGACUGCACGUGGUGUUCUAAGAAAUUAGCAAGUGUCAUAAUGGUUUUACAGUGUCUUAGAACCUCUCUAGUGUAAUUGAAGUGAUUAUCAACUAAACCUGAUCGUCUGUCUGAAACUUUGAUAAACUGUUUCAAUCUUGUUAUUUAUUUUACUAAAGUAAUGUGGCUUCUAUUUUUUUUUUUUUCUGGAGUGUGUCUAUAUAAAUUUGUGACCUAUAUUAAAAAUAAAAUACCAUUGUAUUUUAAUGUGAGGGAUGUACAUGAGAAAUAUUUUAAUAAAAAAAAAAAUCUGAAUCCAAGGCGGCCUUCCGGUCCCUCAUGUGAAAAGGAAGGACAAGGGAACUUCACUUCUCUUAAGAAAACUAUUUGGGUCCCCACCUGGCCCAAAGUCAAGGAACAUAAAGGUAAGGGUUUUGUUGUUGCUGUUUUUUAAUUCUGCUCUUUGCCCCUCUCCCCCUAACUACUCUUUGCUGCAGCAAAUGCUUUGGAUCUCAAAAAUAUUCAGAAAGACAUUUUAGAAAAAAUUCGUCUACUAACAUGAUAAAUUCAGUCUCCUUGAAAUUUUACUUUGAAAAGUAAAAUUUUCAAAGUAAAAAAUCUGCCUUUUCUGGAGGAUAAACGUUAGCCAGACCAAAUUAUUUUGGCUCCAUGACAGCAUUACUGUAUUAAGUUUUUGGGUCCUUAUUAAAUGGGUCAAACUAAAUGAUCCAAUGGGCUCUUCUGGCCUUGAAAUCUGUGAAUUGCUGCUUUGCUCUGCCUGUCCAGGUCCUGUAUUUCCCUGAAGCAUUUGAAUAAAUGACUGUCACUAAAACCAAAGCAAGACCCAAUGGAAAAUGAUGUCAGGAUGUUCCCGCCAUGCGCUUGGUACAUAGGAUGAAGAGGAAGUAACAUUAAUACAGUGAUGUACAUUUGAUGAAUUGUUUGUUUGCAGUUUUCAGACUGUUUAGUUUAACUUCCUUGGGAAAGGGACAUUUGUUUUCUGUUUGUAGAGCCUGUUGUAAUAUAUCGCUAUCUACAACUUUUUCAAAAAGUAAUUUGGGGAAAUGGGAGAGUUCCCAGAAAAACCCCACCUGCUUUUACUUGUUAAGAGUUUUGGCAGCUUCAUGUCUCCAACUUUUCGUGAUGGAAGAGCAUUAGGCACUUGUCUUUGUAAUUAAAAAAACCAAAACAGACCCACCUGUUCCAACUCUCAUGUUGAGGCUUUCACUUACCACAGCGAUGACUGCCUGUCUGCUUCUGAGGCCAGUAAUAUGCCCAUUUACUUCUAAUCCAGUUACCAUUGUGAAUAAAAAGGCACAGACUGUAAAUCUUC